AUGUCCGCGGCACUAACACCCGCAAAAGGAAUGGGCGGGCGCAAGCUCAAGUCCUGGGAACUGGCCAUCCAAACUCCUGUCGAUAUCCACUCUAAUAUGUCCGACUUUCUCGCACACAUUGAGAAUGAACCACUUGGACCCGGUUUAGCCGCUAUCGCAAACCAACUUUCCCAAAUGUACGAGGCGAAUGACAACGAAGCUCGGCAUUUCACUCACAGUUUACAGAAAAGAUUUCAGAAAGAAUGUGAUGGAUAUGAUACUGAUACAGCGAAUUUUAUUGGAGACUUGGCUUUGGGAUUGCAGACGAGAAUUGAAAGUCUGGAUAAGACGAUGCCGAUUCCGGAGGACUGGCCAAGGCAGAUGGAGGAUUGGCACAACAAACAACUUUCAACUUUCCAAUUGAAACUCAAGCAAAAAAAACAAAAAGUCACUGCAUCUCUCGGGAAUCAGGACUCGGAGGCGAAGAAGAAGCGCACAGCAGUGUUUGUAGAUCAAGAAAGAACACUCUUGAAUCUCUUUUGGGAAAUCAAGAGAUCGAUCGAUUCAAAAGAACGAACUCUUGACGAAGUAACCAGUACGUUAGCGCUUCAAACACCAAUACGAACAACCGCUCCUAAUAGUUUCUCCUCGGCUCGUACGAUGCUACCAUCUAGUCCUACGAGAUCGAUGACUACACCGAAUAGAGAGAGACCGAUGGGUCCGGAGAGAACGCCAACGAAUAAGAGACAAAAAACUGUGGAUCAUUAUGAUUUGACUGCUUCGCCUGAAUCGCCGGAGCGGUAUUAA
Botrytis deweyae is the source of this 786-nucleotide messenger RNA. RefSeq lists its product as uncharacterized. The coding region runs from base 1 to 786 and encodes 261 amino acids. Lineage: Eukaryota; Fungi; Ascomycota; Leotiomycetes; Helotiales; Sclerotiniaceae. The record is from RefSeq and is a predicted model, not a curated record. The transcript is spliced from 3 exons.